Molecule: messenger RNA, 531 nt
Organism: Sordaria macrospora k-hell
Lineage: Eukaryota; Fungi; Ascomycota; Sordariomycetes; Sordariales; Sordariaceae
Source: RefSeq, a predicted model, not a curated record
AUGUCCUACUCUCCUAUCUGCAAGAUGUUGUUCGAGCUCAAGCACAAGGGCCAGCCUCACUACAUCCGGAAGAGGCAAAAGAACGCCAAGCCAACCGGGUUGACAGUAGCACAACGACAGAUUGCCGCCCCUCCAGAGGGUGGCCAGCCCGCCUCCCCCCUUUACCAAUUUUUCGACAUCUCACAGUACCAGAAUGACUGGAAACCAACGAUUCGUCAGAUCAUGGACCGCCCCGAGUACGGAACCGAAUACGUCGAACUUGACAACGGAUUCUGGUACCUGCUGGAACUAGACGGCUCCUUCACCCACAUGACAGACCACGAGUUCCAAGACUUUUUGAAGUGGAAGAAGGAACAAGAGGCCGGGGAGAAUGGGGGAGGAGACGACAACGACUUGGAUACAUCAAUGGAAGAUUGGGAUGGCGAGGGCGAAGAUGCCCCGGAUCCUUCGCUCUCCAUGCUGAACUCGGAGAUUGAAGCCCUCGACGCCGAAAUGAAAGAUUUCGACUCUGAACUCAAAAGGUCCAGCUAG